Messenger RNA from Camponotus floridanus (Florida carpenter ant), 2456 nucleotides. RefSeq names its product Y+L amino acid transporter 2 (gene mnd). Gene Ontology annotation, molecular function: L-amino acid transmembrane transporter activity. Gene Ontology annotation, cellular component: membrane. The transcript is spliced from 8 exons. The coding region runs from base 548 to 2020 and encodes 490 amino acids. Lineage: Eukaryota; Metazoa; Arthropoda; Insecta; Hymenoptera; Formicidae. Gene Ontology annotation, biological process: amino acid transmembrane transport. The record is from RefSeq and is a predicted model, not a curated record.
CUCGACGUAGAGAGUUUGCGCGAUUUUGGAGUCGAUGCCGGUAUUACUCCGAUACUAUUUCGGAGCGCUCGUGUCCGCGCCACUGGACGCGCGCUACUGCGAGCGUCGCGUCAGUUCGAUCGUCGACAGAGGAUCGUGUGGAGGGUAGAGGUAGUGGUGAAUGCGACGUGUAUUCGGCGCAAACGCAAGAGUGUGGAGGAGAGCGCAGUGAAAUAGCAAGCGACCGUCCGGCUUCAUCGGCAGUGUGAACGUGGACCGGCACAUCAGUUUCGCACGUGUGUCAGUUCCGUCAGAAACGUCUCUUUUCUUGCCACGUGGUGACGAAGAGAAGCGCGCGUUCUGUUUUCCCUUUUUUUCCCCGCCGUCUUUCAUUUAUCGGACUCGGCUUCCUUCCCGCCUGUCCACGUGGUACGGUGAUGCUCACGCAGCAAGUCGCCCAUUCACGUUACUCCGAUAUUGCAAAUAGCCGCGCGGAAACGCGUGUGACACUCGAGCGCGCCAAUUUCGGAGAGCGUAGGUGAAGGCAGACGCGUGCACGUGCGAGAGGAUGCCAGACAAGGUAGCGCCGGCGGAGAAGACGGUCCCGCGAUCCGUGAUCGCGGGGCCGGACAGCGGCAAUGAGGGUAUUAAGCUGAAGAAGGAAUUAGGUUUGUGGGACGGAGUGGCGAUCAUCGUCGGCAUCAUCGUCGGCGCCGGUAUCUUCGUUUCGCCAAAGGGUGUGCUCCUGAACAGCGGCAGCGUCGGUCAGGCCCUUAUAGUCUGGAUCUUCUCCGGGAUCCUGUCGCUCAUCGGAGCUCUAUGUUAUGCUGAACUUGGUACGAUGAUUCCCAGAUCUGGUGGUGAUUAUGCGUAUAUCAGCGACGCCUUUGGACCUUUGCCAGCGUUCCUUUAUCUCUGGGUGGCGUUAUUCAUCCUGGUGCCAACAGGGAACGCUAUCACAGCACUUACAUUUGCACAAUACAUCCUACAACCCGCGUGGCCCGGUUGCGAACCGCCAUAUGAAGCGGUGCGACUCCUCGCUGCUGUGAUCACGUGUCUGCUGACCGCCAUCAAUUGUUACAAUGUCAAAUGGGCGACCAGAGUGCAAGAUUUCUUCACAGCCACCAAAAUUUUCGCUUUACUGAUCAUCAUAAUAGCGGGUCUGGUGUGGCUCUGUCAAGGCCACACAGAGAACUUUCAACGUCCAAUGGCUGGCACCAACACUCAGCCCGGUUAUAUCGCCCUCGCGAUUUAUUCCGGACUGUUCUCUUAUUCAGGCUGGAAUUAUCUCAACUUCGUGACGGAAGAGCUUCAAGAUCCUUAUAAAAAUCUUCCAAAGGCUAUUUGUAUAUCAUUGCCGGUAGUAACAGUGAUUUACGUUUUCGCAAACAUCGCAUAUUUUGUUGUACUCACACAAGACGAAAUACUUGCGUCGAAUGCCGUAGCUGUUACCUUCGGCGAUAAAUUGCUGGGUGUUAUGUCAUGGAUCAUACCAUUCUUCGUGGCGUGUUCGACUUUCGGAGCAUUAAACGGCGCGAUAUUUGCAUCAUCCAGGUUGUUCUUUGUCGGCGCCCGAAACGGACAUCUCCCCACUGCCAUUGCUUUGAUUAAUGUCCGCAAUUUGACGCCGAUGCCAUCUCUCAUCUUCCUCUGCCUUAUCACCUUAGUCCUCCUCAUUAUAAAGGAUGUCUACGUAUUAAUAAAUUAUGUCAGCUUCGUUGAGGCUCUAUUUACCACAUUUUCCGUGUCUGGUCUAUUGUGGCUACGUUACAAAAAGCCUGAUCUCCAUCGUCCUAUAAAGGUUUCCAUAACUUUACCAAUCAUUUUCUUCAUCAUUUGCGUAUUUCUGGUCAUCUUUCCAUGCUAUGUUUCACCAUGGGAGGUAAGCAUAGGUAUAAUUAUAAUCUUGUCUGGAAUCCCCAUGUAUUGGAUCUUCAUUGAUUGGAAGGCGAAGCCCGCAUGGCUCGUAAAUGGAUCCCAUAAUUUCAAUAUGGCGUGUGCCAAGCUGUUCAUGUGUGUACAAGAAGAUAAAACUGAGUGAAAUAUGUGAAAGUAGUUGUAAUUAUUGCCAAAAAUUUCAAAUUAUGGUGCCUAAAUUCGAGAAUGCGUUUUAUGUGAGUAUGCGUAUUUUUAGAUAGAUAAAUUAAUUCGUCCUUUUUUAGAUAGAUAAAUUAAAAUUAUAAUCCUAAUCACACACAUCAAAUGUCAAUUACAACAUCGAAUUUUGUCGAACAGUUGCAUAAUUUUAUAAGUAUUAACGACAAUACGUGCAUGUGAAUGACAUAACACGAUUGUCAAUGUAGAUCUGUAAUUUUUAUAUAUUCUCAUAAUAUGAAUUAUAAUUUUUAUAUUCGUGAUUAUUUAUGUGAUCGCUUUGUAUCCGAAACGAUUGCUAUAAUCAAUCUUGGCGUCAGGAAAAUUCAAGAAUCAAUUAUUAACUAUAUGUUCAAGAAUUUCGAUAUUAUUUUAGUAUUUAU